AUGUCUCAUUGGGUAAAGGAUGUCAUCUCAAAGUUCAUCUUACACGCCUCCGUACGGUAUAUUUCUCGCAUUUAUCGAUUUUUAAAUGCUUUGUUGGGUGUUCUGUCUGCUCAUGUCGCCAUUCCCAGCCAUACUACUUUUGUGGCGACUGAAAGUGACAUUGAAUACACUAUUCAAAUACCGGACCUCAAAAUAAUCAAGAAGCUGUUCGGUCCCAAUUCGUCUGACAAUGGGAAAAUUGACUGUGAAAUUUCGGAAACUGGGUUCAAUUUCAAGUUUGUUGGGAGCAAGGACCUUGCCGGUAAAAACUACGUCCUCUUUGUCUCCAGCUUUCCUAGUAGAAUAAAUCCUUACAAAAGCAGCUGGAAACCGCGGAAUGGGGCGGUAGACGUGAAGCUACGCGUCCUAGUGAGUAUAGUUGUGUCUAUUGCGGGGUUUUUAACGGUCAAUCUCCCACGUCACCUGCAACUUACCUCCUCAUAG
Molecule: messenger RNA, 483 nt
Organism: Hydatigera taeniaeformis
Lineage: Eukaryota; Metazoa; Platyhelminthes; Cestoda; Cyclophyllidea; Taeniidae
Source: the annotation of a GenBank genome assembly